This is a messenger RNA of Daphnia pulicaria, 1282 nucleotides long. RefSeq names its product annexin B10-like. Lineage: Eukaryota; Metazoa; Arthropoda; Branchiopoda; Diplostraca; Daphniidae. Gene Ontology annotation, cellular component: cytoplasm. The transcript is spliced from 11 exons. The record is from RefSeq and is a predicted model, not a curated record. The coding region runs from base 73 to 1089 and encodes 338 amino acids. Gene Ontology annotation, molecular function: calcium ion binding; calcium-dependent phospholipid binding.
AUAUUUUUUUACAGUCCACAGCAGACGUGUGUUCUAUUCACUCCCUGUUAGUUUUCUUCAUAAUCUGCAACUAUGUCUCUGACGUGGGCUGGUGAAAAUAAUGAUUACACAAAGGAACUACCAACUGUAUUGCCCGAAGCCGAAUUCAAUGCGAUGACCGACGCCCAAAAAUUGCGGGCUGCCAUGAAGGGAUUUGGUACGAAUGAAGAAGCCAUCAUCGACAUUCUUUGCUAUCGAUCCAACGCCCAGCGCCAGAGUAUUUCGAAAGCAUUCACACUCCAAUUCAAUCGAGAUAUCAUUGCUGAUUUCAAGAGUGAACUGAGUGGCAAUUUCAAGAAGCUCAUUUUGAGUCUGAUGAUGCCACCGGAAGUACACUGCGCCAAGCUUCUAAACAAAGCAAUGAAGGGAGUUGGCACUAAUGAGGACGUUUUGGUGGAAGUCCUCUUCUCCCGUCCCUACGAUGAGAUAACAAGGAUUGCUUUGGCCUACGAGUGUUUGUACAAUACUCCCUUGGAAAAGGAUGUCCGAGAAGAUACCUCGGGGCCAUUUCAACAGUUGCUUCUCAACGCUCUCCAGAGAAAGAGUGAUCAAACAAGUGGCCAUGGAGAUUUUGCUUAUGAUCCAGUUAAAGCCCAAGAAGACGCACGAAAUCUUUACACCGCUGGAGAAGGAAAAAUCGGGACAGACGAAAACGUCUUCGUAGACGUCUUUGGCUUUGCCGCCCAAUGUCGUCGUCAGACUUCCGAGAUGUUUAAAAUGUACAAGAAGAUUUCCGGAAAAACAAUUGAACAGGCUCUCAAAUCCGAAAUGUCUGGAGAUCUCUUGCAUGGUCUUAAGGACAUUGUGGAAAUCGUUCACAACCGACCAGCUUUUUUUGCCCACCGUUUGGAGGUAGCCAUGAAAGGAUUGGGGACAAAUGACAAUGCUCUGAUCCGCAUCAUCGUCGAUCGGUCCGAAAUUGAUUUGGUCAACAUCAAAUCGGAAUAUGAGCGCAUCUAUUGCAAAACACUUCUUAGCUCAGUCCAGAGCGAAACUUCCGGUGAUUAUCGUCGCGCUCUUAUUUGUCUCAUCAAAACUGCCGAUGAUUGAUUUCACUGUUUACUUUUGCCAAGUAUAUUUUGUUUUGAUGUACCAAAUUUAUUGUGAUCGAUCUUGUGUCCGUCGUUGUGGCCAUUCCUGAUUGCUGCAUUAAGCAAAUGCGGAGGCAACACUUAUUCUGGGAUUUUAAUUUUUUCAAUAUCUCAAUGUAAUUGGGUAAAAUAUACAGACAUGUAGCCAACUA